This is a messenger RNA of Drosophila obscura, 1716 nucleotides long. RefSeq names its product zinc finger protein 184. Lineage: Eukaryota; Metazoa; Arthropoda; Insecta; Diptera; Drosophilidae. Gene Ontology annotation, molecular function: RNA polymerase II transcription regulatory region sequence-specific DNA binding; zinc ion binding; DNA-binding transcription factor activity, RNA polymerase II-specific. The coding region runs from base 53 to 1312 and encodes 419 amino acids. Gene Ontology annotation, biological process: regulation of transcription by RNA polymerase II. Gene Ontology annotation, cellular component: nucleus. The transcript is spliced from 2 exons. The record is from RefSeq and is a predicted model, not a curated record.
UGCUCUCAGACGUCCCGCAACCGGCGAGCCGAGCAGACGCGCUCCAAGUAUUAUGUUCUCGCUGCUGAAGCAACCCCUGAUCUGCCGCUGCUGCCUGCUGGAGCAGCCGCCGCUCUACCGCAACAUCCACGACGACCACCUCCACGCAGAGCUGAGGGCGCUGGCGCCCACUCUGCGGCUGGAUGCCGGCGACGGCCUCACCGACAUCAUCUGUGAUCUGUGCCUGCGACGGCUGCACGAUGCCCGCAACUUCCAGCGGGAGUGCGAGCACUCGGAGCAGGUGCUGCGCACCCGCCACGAGCAGUGGCAGCAUACGGUGGCCGCCGGCGAUGCCCUGGCCCUGGACGAUGUCCUCGAGUGUCUGGAGCGGGAGGUGGGCAGCCUCGAGGAGAACAUGCCGCCAGUGCUGCAGGGAAAACCGGUGGCCUAUGUGGCGCCCCUGAUGGAAUCGGUGGAUUUUGAUACCCUGGAGUUCCAGGAGAGCCUUGCGAGUCCGUAUGAGGCGCCCAUUCUGUGGGAUGCCGAUGCCGGGCCGCUGAACACGCCCCACCAUCAACCAGAGACGAACACAGCCGCUCUCCUGCAACUAGAGACGCCAACAACCGAACACCUUGAGACUCUCUCAGCACCAGAGAUGCCCCCGGAGAAGCCCAAGCCCAAGGCCAAGGCCACGGCCAUGCCCAAGCGGAAGCGAUCGAAAUCCUCUACUGCUGUUGCUGUCCGCUCCCCUGGCUCCCCACGAUCCCUCCAUCCGUGCACCGAGUGCGAGAAGAAGUUCACGCGAAAUUUCCAGCUCAAGCUGCACAUGAUCGCUGUGCACCGAAUGGGGGAGCUGCUGUACCAGUGCGAGGAGUGCCACAAGAGCUUCGCGAGUCGCCACAGCCUGCGGUACCACGUCAAGUCGCUGCACUCCACGGAGCGUCCCUUCAGCUGUGAUCACUGCGAGAGGAAGUUCGUGCUGCGCACCCAACUGAGCUCCCACGUGCGCACCCACACGGGCGAAUCGAAGCCGAGGAUUUUCGCCUGCUCCAAGUGCACCAAGACGUGGCCAACGAAAUCGGAUCUGAGGACCCAUAUGCGCUCGCACGAUCCCCAUAUGGAGCGGCCCUUCAAGUGCGAUCGCUGCGACAAGGCGUUCUUCACGCGCGGCCACCUCACCUCGCACAUCCUGGUGCACACGGGGGAGAAGCCCUACGGCUGCGACUACUGCGACAAGUGCUACCAGAGUGUGGGCAAUCUCAACAAUCAUAUGGUGCGGCAGCAUGCGGACAUCAUUGAGGCCCAGCUGGAGAUGGAGGCCAUUGAGAGUUGAGUCGCGGCGCGGCGUGGCGUGGCGUGGUGGGGCGCGGAGAAGGGUCCGUUUAUCCAGUUUCCGGGUCCCGCGGGCCUGGAUCAAGUAUUACGCGGCUUAGACAUUGCACAAUCUGAGAUUUGGCAAACAUUGUUGCCUCCGUUCCCCGAUCCCCGUCGCUUAUCGCCACCGUUUCAAUGUCGCAAGAGCAGCAAACAUUAUUUUUUUUUUGUGUCGGUUUCGCGUGUGUGGAUCGCGGGUGAUUGCCAAACGACACACAUGCGGAUUGGAACUGGGGCUGGGGCUGGGGCUGCUUGGGGUUCGAGGUGAAAGCGGCCAGAAAUCGUAUAAAAUCCAAAAACCAAAUUCAAUCGAAAUAGAAAUCGUGCAAAAAGGUGAAGAAUCCAAAACAAAACAAAACUAAA